Molecule: messenger RNA, 543 nt
Organism: Cryptococcus amylolentus CBS 6039
Lineage: Eukaryota; Fungi; Basidiomycota; Tremellomycetes; Tremellales; Cryptococcaceae
Exons: 4
Coding region: 21-455 (144 amino acids)
Source: RefSeq, a predicted model, not a curated record
CCAACAUAUAUACCCUAUUCAUGCUCCAUCGCCUCCCCCGCACCCUCCCCCUCCUCUCCUCCACCCUCACGACAAUCCGAACCAUGUCAUCCACAGCCCCCUCCUCACCCAUCAACCUCGUUUCCGUCAACACCCACCCCGACCGUGCUCAGAGAGUCAUCGGCUCUGUCAUCCAGAGCGUCAAAGACAAGUAUACCAUCGUGCAUGCAGGCAACAGCACAACUAUCGAGGGUGUCAAGCCUCUGCUCGAAUCUACCCAGCCUCGUCCUGACAUCCUUUUCUGCGCCUCAAUGUGGACUCCCGAAGAACAAACAGAAAUCCAGCAGAUCGCCAAAAACACCAUCCCCGGUAUCAAGACAUACGCCAUCCCCACCGGCAUGCACGUCAAAGCCGGGCCGGAGGGUAUCACCAAGUAUCUGACGGAAAGGAUCGAUAGCAUCGUCAAUGGGAAGUGAAUAGCAAGUCAUUGGAGGUGAUGGUCAUUGUAGCUAGUAGAAACAACACCAAAGUCCAGAUCAUAUGCGUAUUGCGCGAUUAGGAAAG